AUGACAGGUAUUGGGUCUCCUGUCUCAUGCAGGGAUGGUGAUCUGUCAGCCCCAAAUGAUACUUUCUGUGAAGCCGAUUCUGGUUCUCCAAGUUUACCAAGCCCUCGCCCGCGAUAUCUUGCUGCUCCAGAAUUUGUCUCUCGUGAGAUAAGUUCCCGUCGUCAACACCCCAAACAAUAUUCCAGCGCGGAUGACAUCAUUGAUCUUCCGCGAAAAGAUCCUCAAGAGGCCAAACGCCAUCGAAUUGAAUGCAGCAAAAUCAUGCAGAGCAUAUCGAAAAAGCAUCAGGAGCAGAUAUCUCAACUUCUAGCUAAACAGGAGAAGCGCCAUGUGAACGAGGCUAGAACUGGCAAUCGUGUCAACUACUGGCGUAACGACGUCAUUCCAUCCUGGGAUACCUUAGAACAGACCAGUCUGCUCUUUGACGACUGGUGGCUUGGCAUACCCUCCCCUGUGCGAAGUCAGGUGUGGCAGCUGAUAAUCGGCAAUCCGCUCGGCAUCACUAGAGACCUCUUUGAAAGUUGCCUCACCCAGAGCCGCUACACUAUGCAUCGUUUGGAGAGCGCGCGUCGCCUUGCCGACGCCUUCGAUCACGCCUCCCAAGAGGAUAAUAAAUUCACCACUCUGAUAGCUACCUCAUCUAGUACAAGACAUUCUGAGCGUCUCUACUCCUUGCCUGGCAAUGUGGGCGAGGCUGAAGUAAAUGCCUUGUCCCAACUGCGACUUCCGCGUCAGGCGUCUGAAAUAGAGGCCCCUGUCAUCUCUCGAAGGGUCUUAAUUACACCUCCGGAUCCCCUUACACCAUCGUCCUCUCUCGCCAUUCCGGGCGACCUCUCUUCAAAUGAGGUGGCCUCACUGCAGGUCAUUCGAUUGGAUGUCUCACGGACCUUCCCGAUGCUCGGGGUCUUCCAAUCGGAUGGGUUGCACAACCGCAAUUUACAUGACCUCCUGGCGGCUUUUGUAGCCUACCAGCCCACUCUGGGCUACCUUCAGGGUAUGUCAUUCAUCGCUGGCAUCCUUCUUCUAGUCAUGGAUGACAUCUACCCCGCCUUCAUUGCUUUUGCUACUCUCAUGAACCGACCCAGCUUCUACGCCUUUUACAGUCUGGAUGAAUCAGAGUUUGCGGCUUACUUCGGAGCGUUCGAUGCGCUGCUGGAGGACCGAAUGCCACGUCUAUUCGACCACCUCAAGAGCUGCCGAUUGGACUGCAAACUCUACCUUUUCGACUGGCUCUUCACAGUUUUUAGUCGGAGCCUCCCCCUGGAUGUAGAUUUGCGCAUCUGGGACCUCUUUCUACGUGACGGUGAGGCCGCUCUGCUACUAGCUGCGCUGGGCAUCCUACGAAUGUAUGAGGAAUACCUCCUCCUGUGGGAUUUUGAUCGCCUCGCCUCCUUUCUCACCGGUUCUUUGCCUGAGUCCAUGUCACCCGAUGAUUUAACAUCCUGCAUGCGAUCACUAGAUCUCUCCACGGCUGUUAUUAAGAAUGCCCUUGAAAAAGCAAGGAGUUCAGUCAAAAGUAACUGCGCCACCGACUCAACUGUUCCUUGCAGUGAUUGUGAUUCUGAGACACCCUCAGAGGCGCGCCAGGAGCAGUCAGAGGGUCAUGGGACAAAGAGGGGCCUCCUCGGCAUCCGCAGUCGACGUAUAAAGCCACAGAACAAUAAUAACACUAACAAUCACGACAUGACAUCGGCGACGAUCGCUUCUAAAUUCUCCGCUUUCCGGCGAAAGCCCCCUGUCCCCGCCGCUACCUCUGCGUUCGGUGCGUGGAGCCAGGAGGUCUCUCUUGACUAUCCAAAACGUGAGACGUAA
Molecule: messenger RNA, 1812 nt
Organism: Echinococcus granulosus
Lineage: Eukaryota; Metazoa; Platyhelminthes; Cestoda; Cyclophyllidea; Taeniidae
Product: TBC1 domain-containing protein
Exons: 8
Coding region: 1-1812 (603 amino acids)
Source: RefSeq, a predicted model, not a curated record